Molecule: messenger RNA, 1665 nt
Organism: Marchantia polymorpha subsp. ruderalis
Lineage: Eukaryota; Viridiplantae; Streptophyta; Marchantiopsida; Marchantiales; Marchantiaceae
Source: the annotation of a GenBank genome assembly
AUGGGUCCCACUGAAAGGAAGGUACUGACUUGUGAACAAAUAAGCCCGGAAGACCCUCAGGAGAAAAAUCUGGUGAUGGAGGAGGACCGAGGCAUCUUGAGGGAUAGACUGGUCAGAGAUCAAAUUUGGAUCGCGACUGCAACCGCCAUCCGGUUGAGAUUGAUCCUCCUACAUAAAACUGCUUUGCAGACUGAUCGACCUUUCUCUCUCAUCACGUGCAGACCUGUGCUGAAGACAAAAGUUGAAAGAUCGACGGACUCCUUCACGAUGGGGUCAAAACUUGUAGCCUCGUUUUUAGUCUUUUCUGUGCUGGCAACUGUAGCCUAUGCACAACUGAGUGAAACCUUUUACGAAUCCAGCUGCCCAGGUGGGCCAGCCAAGGUUGCAGAAGUAGUUACAUCGUCGAUUGUCAGGGACAGGACUUUAGCAGCAUCUCUUCUGCGAUUGCACUUUCACGAUUGCUUCGUUCGGGGAUGUGAUGCUUCUGUACUUCUGGAUGGGCCGAACGGUGAGAAGGAAGCUUUUGGAAACAAGAAUUCUCUUCGAGGAUUUGAGGUCAUUGAUGACAUAAAAAGACAAGUCGAAGCUCUUUGUCCCGGAGUUGUUUCUUGCGCAGACAUCGUGGCUCUGGCUGCAAGAGAUGCCGUAGUGGCGAUUAGAGGCACCAACUGGUCCGUUCCCUUGGGACGACGAGAUGGAGUUGUGGGAUCUGCAGCUGAAGCCAACAACGACUUACCACCACCAUUCGCCGACUUCAGCAUGUUAUCCGCUAUGUUUUCAAGGAAAGGACUGAACACUAGAGAUUUGGUGGUUCUCUCAGGCUCCCACACAAUUGGAUUUGUUUCGUGCGCCACCAUGCAGACUCGUCUCUACAACUUUUCAUCAACAUCUGCGACUGACCCAACGCUGGAUCCGAACUUUGCGAACACCUUGAAGAGACAGUGCAGGGUUGGAGACACCACCACCAAAAUUAAAAUGGACCAGACCAAGUUUGUUGACACCUGGGACUUCAAUUUUUACUCCAAUGUUCUUCGCGGAAAGGCGCUAUUGCAAUCAGACGACGCUCUCAAGAGAAACUCCAACAGCUUGAAGAUUGUUCAGCAGAUGAACAGAGCAGGGUCUCCAUUCAACGCAGAAUUUGGACGAGCCAUGAUCAAGAUGGGGCAGGUAGAUGUACUCACAGGCUCUUCGGGUGAGAUUAGAAGGAGGUGCAACGCCAUCAACUAAAUUUCGACGUUAUCAUGAAAAUCAGUCUGCAAGACAAUACUUCCGCAAGCAUGUUGGAGUACGAGCAGCUUAUAGCUUUUGAGUGACAUCCAGUAGGCGAAGAUAAUCAUGUUCGCAUCUAGAAUAUUCUCUAGAUUUAAGCAUGCAAUUGCAUUGCGAAGAGCCAAUAACCUUCGCGUUGACUCUAGCCAUUGAUUAAAGGGGCUCUCACUAUACAUACAUUUUUUCUCUCUUGUUGAUAGAGAACAAUAGGAUCAGACAGUAAUGAAACUGGGUUCGAUUGAGCAAUAGAAAAUCAAUAAAACCCUCUAGCUAGACUAGCUAGAGACAUAAAACAUCUACCGUGUAACUUCUUUUUCACGGUGAGCAAAACUUGAAGCCACAAUUAAUAAAAUAACCAGGAGAAUAAUCUGGUAAAAGCAUUCAUAGGAUCUGAUA